This is a messenger RNA of Camelina sativa (false flax), 2359 nucleotides long. Its product is annotated as geranylgeranyl transferase type-2 subunit alpha 1. The record is from RefSeq and is a predicted model, not a curated record. Gene Ontology annotation, cellular component: Rab-protein geranylgeranyltransferase complex; cytoplasm. Gene Ontology annotation, molecular function: protein binding; Rab geranylgeranyltransferase activity. Gene Ontology annotation, biological process: protein geranylgeranylation. Lineage: Eukaryota; Viridiplantae; Streptophyta; Magnoliopsida; Brassicales; Brassicaceae.
AAUCAUUAAACCAGACCGGGAAAUUUGUCAAUUGCAAUUUGCAAGCACGAAAACAAAAGUCUCGUCGUCUCUCUCAGUUGUUCGUAACUCGAUCGACGCCGCUACGUGCUCCUUUCAGAUUUACCGGGGAAGUUGAAUCCAACUCUCGCUUUCGGCGGAGAAGAAUGCACGGCCGUCCAAGGAAAGCUUCUAAGCCAGAAGACGAAGCAGCUUCCGCUGCUAAAGCGGUUAAGCUUCGGUCUCUUCAGUCUCAGUUUAUGACUUAUCAUCACGAAAAAAUUUAUACCAAGGAAGCUAUUGAGUUGAGCACGAAGCUUUUAGAGAUCAAUCCUGAGGCGUACACGGCAUGGAACUAUCGCAAGCUUGCCGUGGAGGAUAGCCUUUCCAGAAUCGGGCCUGAUCCAAACUUGGUCAAGCCCAUUCUUGAUGAAGAACUCAGAGUGGUAGAGAAUGCUUUGAAGCAGAAUUUCAAGUCCUAUGGUGCUUGGCAUCAUCGGAAGUGGGUUUUGAGUAAAGGGCAUUCCUCCACAGGGAAUGAAUUGAAACUUUUGGAUAAAUUCCAGAAGCUGGAUUCCAGAAAUUUUCAUGCUUGGAAUUAUCGCAGGUUUGUUGUAGAGCUAACCAACAGGUCAGAACAGGAUGAGUUGCAGUAUACAGAUGAUAUGAUCAAUAACAAUUUCAGCAACUAUUCUGCGUGGCAUAAUCGUAGUGUACUUCUUUCAAGUUUGCUAGCAAACAGGGCUGAUGGAUUUAUGCCAGAGAAAAGGAUUCCUGAUGAAUUUGAAAUUGUACAUCAAGCUAUUUUUACGGACCCAGAUGACCAAAGUGGUUGGUUUUACCAUCUGUGGCUACUUGAUCAAACUGUUAAUGUGGAGUCUCCUCUUCUGACUUCCUCUUGGCCUUCGCAUGGUUCCAGUGUCAUUCUAUCUGGAGCUGGGUGCUUGAAUGGCCCUCCUUCUAACGUCACUACUUUUUGUUCUGAGACGGGUUCUUUUCCACUGAUUCUCUACUUUGACCAAGCUGUUGGUGGAGUUAGCCCGUUGACUGUUACAAUUGAUUCUGAACUAAAAGGAAACGAGAACCUUGUUUGGGAACCAAUUUCGAAUAAAAGCUCUCAAGUAUCUUGUGUAUGGGUUGCUCGUCUGAAAUAUUUUAGUUCACAACCUUGUGGAAGCAAGGAUCACAAAGUGAAAGUCAGGCUUGGGAACUCUCCAGGAAUUGUUUCUUCUAGAGGAUAUAAUUUCAGCGCUCCUUAUGAGUUUGUCUUUACAGUGCAUGUUCAAGAUACCGCUGAAGAUUCUCAUUCUCAAGAGAGCAUUGUUUCAUGGACGGAUGGUUUUGAACUUUGGGAUGCGCAGUCAAAGGAUUUGAACUCUCUUUUCACCUUGGAUCAGUUAAACAAUGGGAUUGAUUUAAAAUGGCGUCAGGCAGCUAUAGAUUCUGAGAUUGAAUGUUUCCGUCUAUUGGCUGACAGCAAAAUUGGAAAGCUCACCCUUGCGAGGCUUUUGAUGGCUUCGGAAGCUAUGACGUUGGAUGCUGCGGUUAAGGGUGUUUAUUAUGAAGAAAUCCUCCAGCUGUAUAAUGAUUUGAUGGCACUAGAUUCUUCGCAUCACCAGUACUACAAGAAUGAACACAGCGUAGCUUUUCUCCACAAGGUGACUUCAAGCAGUGAAUCCUUGUCAAGACACCUUUUUAGAUAUAGGGAUAUGAACAAUCUUGUAUGUCUCCGGCUAAAUAAGUUAUCACUAUCUCGGAUAGCCUCUGUCGAGAAAUUGCUGUUUGUCCAAAUGUUAGACCUUAGUCACAAUGAGCUACAUUCAACUGAAGGAUUGGAGGCAAUGCAACUUCUCUCUUGCCUAAAUCUGAGUCAUAACAGAAUCAGAAGUUUUUCAGCGCUGGACUCUCUAAGACAUGUGAAGCAGCUGAAGGUGUUGGAUGUUUCCCACAACCACAUCGGCAAGCACUCAGUGGACACAACACGGUACCUUUGUUCUUCACCGCUCUCUAAUUCAGACUGGAGUCAGGAUGGUGUAAGAGGACAGAAUCCAGGAUUGGUCACCAAAUACUGGGAUGCGUAUUUCGUGUUAAGAGAUUUGAAUCUGAAACAAUUAGAUAUAGCAGGAAAUGAAAUUGCAGAUGAUGAAUUCAGCUCUUUUGUCCUCCAGGUUGUGCCAAAGCUUGUAUGGCUCAAUGGCCAGAAACCUGGGAAUUAGAUCAUAGGGCCAAGUUUUUGUAUUUGUAGAUCAUCAAAUUCCCAAAGCAAUUGGGGUUCUCUUACUUGAUGAUGGUUGUUGUUGUGAUUUGUUUCUUAACAGUUAACAAUCUUAUUUAUACCUUUUUAUUUACCAAAUUUGGCUUA